Molecule: messenger RNA, 1647 nt
Organism: Rhagoletis zephyria (snowberry fruit fly)
Lineage: Eukaryota; Metazoa; Arthropoda; Insecta; Diptera; Tephritidae
Source: RefSeq, a predicted model, not a curated record
AUGGCUCCGGUAGUUAGUAUUCCCGCAAACAACAAGCUCGGUCCAGAAAAGCCCAAAAAGCCCGUUGAGCGCAAGUCUGAGCUCAUUUGCCGGGUCAAGUACAGUAACACUUUGCCUGACAUUCCGUUUGAUCCAAAAUUUAUCUCUUAUCCUUUUGACACAAACCGAUUUGUUCAGUACAAGCAAACUUCAUUAGAGAAGAACUUCAAACAUGACUUGCUAACUGAACUUGAUCUUGGCGUAAACAUUGAUUUGAUCAACCCGGACACAUACGAGCCUCCUGAGCAAGGAAUUCUAAAAAUUGACGAAGAGGAUGACAGACUUCUCGAAGAUGAAGUCACUGCGCCAACAGACACUAAACGCUCUCGAUGCCACAAUCGAACUGUCACCUGGUUGAAAAAGACUGAAUACAUAGCUACUGAAUUCAAUCGUUAUGGUACCAGCAAUGAAAAGACAGAGACAAAAGUCGGAUUUGGAGUCAAAAAGAAGAUGGAUAUGAUUGACUAUGUCGGUAGAGAUGGCCAAAUUUCUGCUGUUAGCCGAACAUUUGAGGCAGCCAAGAAGCCAAUCGUUGCGCAUCCAGAAAAACCCGGCGUUAAACCGGUGGAAAUUAUACCUGUCUUUCCAGAUUUUGAUCUGUGGAAGUAUCCAUUUGCUCAAGUUAUGUUUGAUGCUGAACCAUACAAAAGUGAAGAGUACAUGUCAGAGGCAGUGUUGCGAGGUCAAACUGGUGACAACGUUGUCAUGUACUUUGUGCCAACUGAAGCAACAUUGGAAAAGCGAAAAAAAGACGAAGAGGAGGGACGUGAUUACAUCUGGGAGGAAGAGUACGAGUACAUAAAGGCGCACGAAUAUAAUUGCAAGAUUACAAAUACUCAUACUCAUAACAAAAAGGAGUUAAUCGAAAACUACUUCUUCAUAUGGCGCGACAAUGAGGUGGUCUACAAUGAACUGGAAACGCGCAUUAAUCUCACUAAACGACGUGUGAAGCAAGCCUCUCAAGGAGUCUCUUUGCUGGCGAUAAAGCACCGAGAGCUAAAUGAGACGGAGGAUAGCUGCUUUUUAACUCGCCUGGAAAAGAUUGAACCGAAAAAGAAGAAGGAAGAGAUAGAGGCUGAAGAGAAGGCCAAGGCUGAAAAGGGCAAAGACGAACGGGAGAAGGAAGAGGACGUGGAGAUGAAGGAUGCGGACGAAGAGAGGGGUGCCCAUAAUGAAGAGGAGGACGAGGAUGAGGACGAUGGCCUGGACAGCGUGAACAGUGACGAUGACAAGAGCUCCAGUGAGAAGGACGAUAAAAGCGAUGAAAGCGAAGACGAGUCCGACUCUGAGGCGGAAGUGUACCGAAAGAAGAAGGGCAGCGAACAGCACUCCUCCAAAUCACGAGUGCAGCCGAAGUCUCCGGUGAAGAGCGACAGCGAAAAGUCCUCUUCCUCAGCCGCCUCUUCCGCUGCCUCCGCCUCUUCAUCAUCAAGCUCGGAAUCGGAGGGAGGGCUUCCUGCCUCGAGCAGUGACGACGACGAGAAUGGAGGUGACAGUCAGCGGCAACGACAACGCGAGCAGAAAAAGAAGGGCAACAAAAAGAUAACUGACAUCUUCGGCGACAGCGGCAGCGGCAGCGACAACAGCAGCGACAACGGCAGCGACUAA